Chrysochloris asiatica (Cape golden mole) is the source of this 1116-nucleotide messenger RNA. RefSeq lists its product as uncharacterized. The transcript is spliced from 8 exons. Gene Ontology annotation, biological process: regulation of DNA-templated transcription. The record is from RefSeq and is a predicted model, not a curated record. Lineage: Eukaryota; Metazoa; Chordata; Mammalia; Afrosoricida; Chrysochloridae. The coding region runs from base 1 to 1116 and encodes 371 amino acids.
AUGGGCUCGCACACAGGAACGAUUGUGAAGGCCCCGCCCCACCCAGGCCCCACCCCACUGCCACCUGGACUGAGAAGCAGAUCAAAGAAUGAACAGCAGCUGCACGUGGGCUCGGGACCCGCUGGCGGCCGCCGGAAGGCACAAGCCAAUCGCAAGGCCGCUUGCCCACACACGUCCCGGAUGCGCGGAUUCGAUCCUACUGCCCAAUCGCGUCCUUGUGAGCGGAAACUAGAGAUUUUCUGCCCCGAGAUUGGCGGUUGUGGCCCGCCCUUCCAAGAGGUUCCGCCAAUCACAAACCUGGCAGUGCCCCACCUUUUCCGCUCUCGGCGGGCCCGGAACCGGAACCGGAAAUACCGUCCCUGGAGCCUGCGGCGGGGUCUGUCUCCUGGCCUCUCACCUCCCCUGAGGGCAGUUUGCGCCGCUCUCCAAGGCGGGGUCGGCCCCGCCUCUCCGUCGCGGCCGGGGCUCGGCUUCCCAGAUACCACGGUACAAAGAGGCCUUGAGACCGAGGGGCCAUGGGAGAAUGGAAUGAAGAGGGACGUGCUGGCAUCGCCGCUGCUCAACCUAGCAAGCAGAGUCUGCCGACAGGCCCACACAAUGGCAGCCACUGAUGUGGACUCCACACAGGUGGGGGUGAUCCCUGGCAGAGCUGGACCAUAUGGGAUGUUUCAGGUCUCAGUGGCCUUUGAGGAUGUGGCUGUGGACUUUACCCCAGAGGAAUGGAUGCUGCUGGACCCUUCGCAGAGGACCCUCUACCGGGAAGUGAUGAUGGAGACCUACAGGAACCUGGCGUCGCUUGAGAAGGGUCCAAUUGGCGACCUCAGUGAGGAUGUUUGUUUUGUGUUUUGCUUUAGCACCUUCUCCAUGUACUAUUCACUUGUCGGCAUCAGUCCAGCCCUGGAUCUGUGGUGUCCAAAGGACGCACUCCACUCCCGGCUCUUCCUUCUUGAUCAGUCCACCACCACUAACAUGAACCCACUGCCCCAUCAAAGCUGUGCUUUUCUACUCCGUCUGGAGUCCAAGACAAGACAUUCAGAGAGCUGGCUGACCAUAGCUCUUAGCAGGUGCUUCAUCCUUGAGCAAGUCAGACCACAUUCUGAGCUGCUGCACGAAUGA